AGAUCAGUGUCUAUGAUGUCUGGAUUGACAUUAGCUCAGGUUCAGGCUGCAUCCAAAAGAAUCUCAGAAUAUGUCCAUACAACCCCAGUCUUCACUAGCGAAACUAUGGAUGCAUUGUCAGGACGAAAGCUGUUUUUCAAGGCAGAGAACUUGCAGAAGACAGGGUCAUUCAAAGCCAGAGGUGCUGCCAAUGCUAUUCUGCUGACAAAAGAGGAAAGGCCAGAAGUCAGUGGAGUGACAACACACAGCAGUGGAAACUAUGGGACUGCUGUGGCAUAUGCAGCACAAAGGGCUGGGCUGAGAGCAGUCAUUGUGGUUCCAAGAGGCACUUCACAAGCAAAAUGCAAGUCCAUCCAGGGGUAUGGGGCAGAGCUGGUUUUUUGUGACCCAACACCUGUAUCCAGGAAAGAGACUUGUGAGAAGAUUUCCAGAGAGCAGGGUUUUCCCAUCGUCCAUCCAGACGAUGACUAUGGAGUCAUGGCUGGCCAAGGGACAAUUGCAUUGGAGUUUUUGCAUGAAGAACCAGACUUGGAUGCCAUUCUGGUUCCUACAGCUGGCGGAGGAAUGAUAUCUGGCAUCGCUGUGGCUGCCAAGGGACUCAGCAGCAAAUGCAAAGUGUAUGCAGUAGAGCCUGAAGGGAAAGAUCUUCAGAAGAGUCUUGAAAAAGGAACAAGAUUAUGGGAGGGACCACCCAAAUUUCUACCAACUGUGGCUGAUGCAAUUCGACUGCAGCAACCAGGCAACCUCACAUUCCCAAUCCUCUGCCAGUAUGCAGAAAAAACUGUCUUCAGUGUGUCAGAUGCUGAGAUAGUUGAUGCCAUGAAGUUAACAUGGGAGAGAAUGAAGCUCGUGAUCGAGGCCGCCUCGGGAGCAGCUGUGGCCGCUGCACUGUCGCAGCAGAUGAAGGCCAUGCCUGCAUCUCUCGAGAAAAUUGGAGUGGUUCUGUGUGGUGGGAACGUGGACCUUGAUGACUUGCCUUGGAUGAAGUCUGCAUCCAUCAUGUCUGAGCUGACAUUAGCCCACAUUCAGGCUGCAUCCAAAAGGAUCGCCCAAUUCGUUCAAGUGACCCCAGUCUUCACGAGUGAAACCAUGGAUGCACUGUCGGGACGAAAGCUGUUCUUCAAGGCAGAAAACUUGCAGAAGACAGGGUCAUUCAAAGCCAGAGGUGCUAGCAAUGCUAUCCUGCAGUUGAAGGAGGAGAGGCCUGAAGUCAGAGGAGUGAUAACCCACAGCAGUGGAAACCAUGGAACAGCUGUGGCAUAUGCAGCACAAAGGGCAGGACUGAAAGCAGUCAUUGUGGUUCCAAGAGGCACUUCUCAGGCAAAAUGCAAGUCCAUCCAGGGGUAUGGGGCAGAGCUGGUUUUCUGUGACCCAACGCCUGCUUCCAGAAAAGAAACAUGUGAAAGGCUUUCCAGAGAGCAGGACUUUCCCAUCGUCCAUCCAUACGACGAUUACCGGGUCAUGGCUGGCCAGGGGACAAUCGCAUUGGAGUUGCUCGAGCAAGAACCUGAUUUGGAUGCCAUUCUGGUCCCUAUAUCAGGUGGAGGGAUGACAUCUGGUAUCGCUGUUGGUGCCAAGGGACUAAGUGACAAGUGCAAAGUGUAUGCCGUAGAGCCAGAGGGAAAGGAUCUUCAGAGGAGUCUUGAAGAAGGAACAAGGUUAUGGGAGGGACCACCCAUAUUUCUACCUACUGUAGCUGAUGCGAUUCGACUACAGCAACCUGGCAACCUCACAUUUCCAAUCCUCUGCCAGUAUGCAGAAAAAACUGUCUUCACUGUGUCAGAUGCUGAGAUAGUUGAUGCCAUGAAGUUUACAUGGGAGAGAAUGAAGCUCGUGAUCGAGGCUGCCUCGGGAGCAGCUGUGGCUGCUGCGUUGUCGCAGCAGAUGAAGGCCAUGCCUGCAUCUCUUGAGAAAAUUGGAGUGGUUCUGUGUGGUGGGAAUGUGGACCUUGAAAACCUUCCUUGGAUCAAGUCUUGAAAAACAUUUACUCUCACUGCAAAAAAAAAGAAGCAUUUAUUCAUAGUUUUGUACUAGUAUGACAUUGGCUUGCAG
Molecule: messenger RNA, 2052 nt
Organism: Darwinula stevensoni
Lineage: Eukaryota; Metazoa; Arthropoda; Ostracoda; Podocopida; Darwinulidae
Source: the annotation of a GenBank genome assembly